Xiphophorus couchianus (Monterrey platyfish) is the source of this 7051-nucleotide messenger RNA. Its product is annotated as prolactin-releasing peptide receptor. Gene Ontology annotation, biological process: G protein-coupled receptor signaling pathway. The record is from RefSeq and is a predicted model, not a curated record. Bases 395 to 1549 code for a protein of 384 amino acids. Lineage: Eukaryota; Metazoa; Chordata; Actinopteri; Cyprinodontiformes; Poeciliidae. The transcript has 4 exons. Gene Ontology annotation, cellular component: plasma membrane; neuron projection. Gene Ontology annotation, molecular function: neuropeptide binding; neuropeptide Y receptor activity.
AAUAGCCGGCUGUUGCCACUUUUGUGUGUGUGGGUGUAGGGGUGUGUGUGUGUGUGUGUGUAUUUGUGAAUGUGUAAAAAUGCAGACACGAUAAAGGAACAAAUGAGGGAGGGCGCACAUUUCGUGAGGAUUUGAAGGGAGAGAUGUACCGUGGGUUCUUCCCUCUCCCACCUUUUUCCCCUGUCACUCUCAUUGAGCGCUAAGUGAGACACACCAUCUUCUUCCCCGAUUCUCCACAGAACGUGGGCUUUUUUUAGGCUGCGGGAAGAGCUCGUUCAAUAAUAAUAUUUGAGAUUUUUCACAACAGGGAUAAAAAGAAAAGAAAGUGAGCGUUUUUUGCAAAAAGUGAAGAGGCACACAAGGAAUUCUGUCUAAUUUGAAAAGGUUUACCUGCAUGGACAUGGACAUCUUUAUGAAUAAGGACUUUGGUUUGACUGGAAACGUUACUCAAGCAACAGGAGGACCAGAAGGCAACAAAGGCCAAGGACUCAAUCACAGUGACCCACUGGACAUGUUUGUUGGGAUGGAGCUUCUUCAACGGUUCAAACCUCUUUUUUUGCCUCUCUACUGCCUCGUGGUGGUUGUGGCAGGUGUUGGAAACUCAUUUUUGUUGGCCUGCAUUUUGGCAGACAAAAAGCUCCACAAUGCCACCAACUUCUUCAUUGGUAAUUUAGCGGCUGGCGACCUGCUGAUGUGUUUAAGUUGUGUCCCACUGACUGUGUCUUACGCCUUCGACAGCCAUGGCUGGGCUUUCGGACAACCUCUCUGCCACUUGGUGCCCUUGCUGCAGUGUGCCACAGUGUUUGCCUCGGUGCUUUCACUCACAGCCAUUGCUGUUGAUCGCUACAUUGUUGUAGCUCACCCAGUAAGGAAAAGAAUUUCUGUCUGGGGCUGUGGUGCAGUGACUCUGGGUGUCUGGCUUUUGUCUCUUGCCUUGGCUGCACCUCCGUCUUUUUACACUCGCUAUCUGGACCUUCGUCCCAGUGGGAUCGACUUGGUGGUGUGUGAGGAAUUCUGGCCCGACAGCGGCAAUCUGCGGUUGUUAUACUCCUGCUUCAUCCUUGCAACCUCCUACAUGAUCCCGCUGCUGUCCGUCAGCAUCUCCUACUGCGCCAUCACUGUUAGCCUUAAGCGCUAUUCAGUGCCUGGGGAGGCAUCCAGCAGUCAACAGCGCUGGAGUCAAAGAAGAAAAAAGACCUUUACUCUGUUGGUGGCCUCAGUGCUAGCAUUUGCACUGUGCUGGCUGCCUCUUCAGGUGCUGAACCUUUUGCUGGACUUGGACCCAGAGUUCCUUAUCAUUGGGAAACGCUACAUAAACGUCCUGCAAGUUUGCUGCCAUUUAGUGGCUAUGAGCUCUGCGUGUUACAACCCUUUCAUCUACGCCUCUCUGCACAGCAAGGUGCGCAUGCAUCUGAAAGGCUACCUCUGUCCUUGCCGCAGUCGUCGAGGGGAAAUGGUUGAGCGCGCGCCGUCCAGGAGCGGAGUGUUUGAGGCGACUUCAGUAACAGCUCCUGUCAUGCAAAGCCACAUGAUACAUCCUAACAUUUAAAUUGACGUUCAGAAAUAUGAGAAAAUGCCAAACACAGGCUAAGUGUUCGUUUAAACCAUUUUCCCUCAUGGCUUUUCAGCUUUUUUAUUAACCUCAAGACAUUUAGUCCUGUUUUGUGUCUCACCACAGAUACCACAAACAGGCAAUGAUUUAUACCAGGGUGUAUGAUGCCAAGCUUGAUGAUGACGUACAAGACAGCUUAAGCCAUCCUUUUGGAUAUCUGUGUUUUUCUUGAAUAGCAAAGCUUGUGGCCUCGACAUUCAGCUGACUGAAGUUUUAGAAAGCUCAGCAGAGGCAUAAACCAGCCCUGAGGCUGGAGACACACGCUGAAGACUGAGGCUCAGACUAGUGACAAUGGAUAAAAGCACUUCAGAAAGCAGGCUGAACAAUGAAUCCUUCACACCAGAUAUGGAGUACAAGCCAAGAAGAGGAAAAGUGCAAAUGAAGUAUAUUUCUUUUAUUAUACACAUGGCAAAUGUGUAUUUUUUCUUUCUUUUGUUUCUGCCUCGCUUGCCUUAUAAAUCACCUUGAUUUAGUGAUGAAAUGUGCAUUAACUGGCUUAUUUUUUUUAUUUAUAUAGUGUGCUAUUUUAUUUAGAUGCUUUUACUUCACAGUGACAUCUUUUCAAUUUAGAAAUGUUUGUUUUUGUAAAUAGUGUACAUUUUCAGGUUAUGAGGGAAAUGGAAAAAAACCACAAAAAUCCAAAUGAUUGCAAUGCCAGUGUUCGAAAUGUCAGAUUCAUAAAGAGUUGAUAAACAGUCAUUUGGAUGUGUCUGGAGAAGCUAAAUUCAUUUAAUACUUAUCUUAAUAUUCAGAGCAUAACCAGAACAGUCACUCAUAAGCAUCUCUGCUGUGACACCACUCUUACUGAGCUAUUGUCAAGCAUGAUCAAUGGUUUCAAAGCACCUAUGGCAAAUCAUUUUUAAACCAGAAAAAUAAGUUAUUACGAUUACUUGACUUCAGUUUUUUGAUUUUUUUUACACAAAAAUAAAAGAGUAGAAUAAUCUAAGAGUGAAAGGGGUUUUACCAAAAUAUUACAAGAAUAUCUAGUCUGCUUGUCCAACAGUAAUCCCAAAACACAUGAACUAUUUGGUGAAGGUACCUGUAGGAGCAGAAACACCCAGCACAGCAUAAAGGCAUUAACAGCUCCCAUCGACAGCGGCGCAAACGCCAGCUCUUACAUUUUAACAAUCAUAUUACCGUGCUGCGUGUUGCCCGACAGCGGAGUCCUCUUAUUGAUUUAUAGGAAUAUAUUCUUCGGUGAAUUCCUUGUCAAGAUCCACCUCUAACAAAGAGUGAUUUUAAUCUAGUGAUUUUAACUUGGUUCUGACGCGGUUGGAGACUUGUGGCCUAGAUUUGCUAAUAAAAAUGUUAAUUAUAGUUGGGGCUGUCUCCUAAUGUUCUUUCCAUGCCUAUUUCCUGGUAACCUGAGAAAAUAAAUAUUUGUUUAGUAUUGUUAGAAAGUGUUUCAAUAAAAUGGAGGAAGGAGAAGAAGAAGAUCAAACUUUCAUAGAAGUCAGUUGAUGUAAUAGGGGUGGAGAGGGAAGUAAAAAUAAACAGUAAAUUUUCCAUUGUGGUUGUCCCUCUGUGCCAUUCAUUGCUGAUUUUUCUAAAGAAGAUGAAUCAUAAAUAAAUGGCGGUAAACAUUUCAGGAUCAGCAAUAAAAUUAAAAUAAACUGUAAAUUUUCCAUUGUGGUUGUCCCUCUGUGACAUUCAUUGCGGAUUUUUCUAAAGAAGAUCCUUUGCAGAUUUAUGAAUCAUAAAUAAAUAUCGAUGAGCAUUUCAGGAUCUGCAAUCUUCUGUAAUGAUAUGAAACUCUUUGUGGCAACAUUUAGCAAAUCAUUUCAAGUAAUUACUUAUUCAUCAUAAAUAUUAACUCCCUUCCCAAGGAAAGUGACAUUCAGUAAUCUGCAAACGUAUUCAAAUCUCUUGACCUUUUGUGCAUUUUGUCAUGUUAUAACUACCAACCUAUUCCAACAAAACAUGGAUACCGAAGGAAACGGAUACAGUAUAUUCUCUUUAACAAAUAAACAUCUAAAAAUUGUGGCAUCCAUUUAUAUUCAGCCCCCUUUACUCUGAUACUCCUAAAUAAAACAGCGCAACCAAUUGCCUUCACAAGCCAAGCCAACUGCAAUGUAAAUGUCAUUUUCCAUAAAUACAACUGUUUUAUGGGGUACCAUAAAGCACUGUGGAACAAGCAACACCAAAUAGUUCAAAGAUAAUGUUUUGGAGAAGUUUUGAGUGGCGUGCGAGCCAAGCUGUGGUAUAUGUACCAGAGAAACUAACAAUAUAGAAAGCCAGAAACUAGAAUUACCAUUAGCAUUAAUUAUCUAGCAAACAAUAAGCAUGCCGGGGCCUUUAAAGCAGGUAAGUUGAUGAGGAAGUGACUCUCGGGUAUUGUGGCAGCAGCCUGCUAAGAAACAACACUCAUGCAGCCCAGGUGCAUCAGGUGAAUGACAGAGCUGAGGAGGAAGACAACAUCAAGCAGACAACAACCAACACCUGCGCACAUCUUCUAGACGUGUAUCCUAAAAGACGUGCAGCUGUAAUUCCAUAGCAUUAACUUUGGAGUGCUGAAUACCAAUGCAUGCAGCACCUUUAUUGUUUGUAGUUGCAAAGAAAUGCUGAAAACUGUGUAUAGUUAACCUUCGCUUCACAACUAUGCUACGCUAUAUGUUGUUCUAACACAUACAAUUCUAGUGAAAUACAUUAAACUUUGUGAAUGUAACAUUAUUUUCUGUAAAGAAGUUAGAGAGAAAUUAAUAAUGAUUAAAAAAAAUAAAGAAACACAUUGUGGCACUGAAAUUAAUUAAAGCUGCAUGAACUUUCCCUCCAUCUGUCAAGAGGUCCAGAUCUGGAAAAACUACAUCUCACAUAUCAGAAUCCACUUUAAAAGGUUUAUUUUUCAGUUAAUGACCUGGUAAUGUGUUGCACAUGUCCAUAACUCAAAUUCCCCCCUGUCAAAAACAAAAUACUUCAGAUGCACACCUGCUGACAUCUAAAACUGAAAGUCAAAAGCACAUCAGUAGAAAACAAUACACAAUCUGAGGUAUGCACUGGAACAUAGAAAUCUAUGUGCUUUAAGAUUUUUCUACCAUGACAUGCCAUCAGAAACCACUCAGUGGUUGUCUGGACAUUUUUUCACAGUCGCCAUUACUUUGCAGUUCUCUGGAACAUAGCUGUCUUGCAACACAGCAGAUGUUACAGACUGAAGACGUUUUGCGUGUACUAAAGACACACAAAACUUGUUUUGCUUGCUUAGCUUUGUGUGUACUUUGUGUUAUUAGUUUCACAAAGCACAGAGUAAAAUUCUUAGAAGGAGCUCUAUGACUUUUAAUCUUCUCUAUGAGUCACAACAGAGCAGGCAGGUAAAAAGCAUAUGGGUCAGACGUUGCUUCACAAACUCUUGACUAAGACUAGGCUUAUGAACUUCUGCACAGACACAGGAAAAUGGGUGGACCACUGCUCCUUCACUGGAAUUAACAAAUCACAAACAUGCAAAAAAUUACUCAGUUCUGCCAGUAAUGCAAACACAAAGCAGGAAUAGACAAGACAGAACAGUGAGGGGGAGGAAGAGACGGCGAUGAAGGGUGGAGGUGGCCAAGCCAAGGUAACUGGGUGCUUUCAGUUUGGUUAAGACUGAUAUGAGUCUAAUGUUUUCUUUCAUUUUUGACAUGCUCCACAUUUACUAGUUCCCACACACACUGUCUUUUUAAACAUAAUCCAAGUCCAGCAUAGACGCGUAAUUAUUUUUGUCAAACAUGAAACAUGAUGUUUUCAUGUAUUUUUUCAAACACGAAAAAAUACAUUUUGCAUUAAAAUACCAAUAACACUGCGUAGCUUUUUUCUAUUAUCAAUUAUGAAAUUUAAUGUUUACGUAAUAAUAGGUAUGUUUCAUCAAGAUUUGUUUUGCCAAGACUUUGUAUUUAGGAUGUGAAGCUAUUGUUUCUUUUAUUUUCAUUACCUCUAUGAUGAUAAUCAUUAUUAUUAUUAUUAUUAAUGUUUGUUAUUUAAAAAAUUCAUUAUUAAUAAUAAUAAGUAAUUAUGUGUAGCCACUCUCCCACUAUAGAGUUAAAGGUUAGCUAUGUUUUCCUGUCUUAUGAAGUUUGAUAUGAAAGUGCAAAUUGAAUUUGAAUGAGCGCUCAGUGUCAGCAAACAUGAGCUUAUCACCCAAAGCAUUAGGCAUUAAAACAUUCAUUAAACUGUCAACAUUCACUUUGUGAAGUGAAUUAAAAUGUCGACAGUUUAAUUCUGCAUUACACAAUGCUUGUUUGUUUAAAAAACUAACAAACAAACAUCUUACUCAGCACAUUUAAAGCCAAACUAUGACUUGGUGCAUGUAAAAUACACUGUCUCUCCUACUUUCACAGUUUGUUACAAGCUGAUAAUACUUUAACACUACACUACUCACAGUGAACUGUUGAGUUCAUUUAAAUUUACAACCUACUCACAUCCUCCUGUUGUUUUAGCAGAAGUUGUUUUACAGAAACUCUGCAGGUUCCUAAAAUUUAAAUUUCAUAACAAUAAACUAGAUAUUUUGUAAAUUCCUUCAUUUAGUGAACAUGUUUGGGAAAGGAGCUUAAGAAAUUUUGACAAAACUGGACAACAUUAAUAUGUUUGCAUUUAAAAACUAAACAUUAAGUUUAACCAAAAAAAAAGUAAAUACGUUUUUAAAAGGCUUUACAGAUUUGGCUAAAUACUGAAACUGCUCAAAUGUAAUGUUGAAAUAUGCAAACAAGCAAGUUAAUGAAGAAAUAAAUGAGCUACAAAGCUCAUUUAUAAUGAACGAACUGUUCAUUUAGUAGGGCUGCGUAGCAGUGAUAGUUCAUGGAUUAUUAGCAAAAGGACUCAAAAUUAUGUUUAGGAACGUUGAGCUGAAAUUAGAAGAGCGGGUCCCCCGAGAAACGUUUUUUAGAUCCUCUACUGGGGUUUAUGGUAAAAAAAAAAAUCUCUCUUCCCUAUCUUCUUAUCGUAAAGUAUAUCUUGAAGUCAUCCUUGCUGUUUGUAAUGCAAUAUCUGUAACAGCUGCAGCUUCAAGUUAACUGCGGGUAAGCAAUAAAGAAUGACUUCAUUCUGCUUUUCUCAAUAGAUACAAUCUUUGUGAUGCUGGGAGUCACAGUCGUCUUAGGUUUCUCAGGGGGAAUGCUUCCGAACACAUCCAAAUGCUAAAUGUGUAUAAUACGUAUUAAAAUCAUCUCUAUCCUGUGUCCAGAGGGGCACAUCAGGUUUUCAUUAUGCAAAGGUUGUUGAAACCAGACCUCUAUGCAUAAAAGCUCGCAGUGGUUAAUGUUUGAUUCAAGAUCUAUAAAAGAUUACUGUUAAACAGUACACACACUUUUUUUAAAAAGCACAAUUGCAAUUUAACACAAGGAAUAAGAAGAGUUAUUGUUCUUUGGAAAAACUUAUAAAUGUUUGUAAACAUGAUCACAUGGUGUUAAAAUCAGAAAAUGGAGUUACACCAAUGACUUCAACAUGAUUUUAACUUUGACUUUAGGUCAAAGU